This is a messenger RNA of Botrytis cinerea B05.10, 878 nucleotides long. RefSeq lists its product as hypothetical. The record is from RefSeq and is a predicted model, not a curated record. The coding region runs from base 132 to 776 and encodes 214 amino acids. The transcript has a single exon. NCBI's taxonomy places the organism in Eukaryota, Fungi, Ascomycota, Leotiomycetes, Helotiales, Sclerotiniaceae.
GGUCUACAUAAGGUCUCCUCAAGAAAUUCCCUCGAUUAAAUCCAAGUCUAGAUUCGUCCUUUCCAAGUAUCAUCACUCGUUCAACAAAUCUAGGAGCCAAUAGCCUUCUUUCUCUGAAAUCCCACAGUACAAUGGACGACAUGCUGGAGAGUUAUCAAUUCUUAGUCACUCAGCUGGUAAAUAAGUCUACAUCACCAGAUCCACCUAUAAACAUGGAAAACUAUAGCUCGGAAGAGAGCUUUGCGGAUGAUAGCAGCCUUUCUAUGGUUCAACCUGAUCACAGCUCUCAAUCAUCAACUUCAGAUUUAGCUCAUCAGCCUUUUGGAUCUUCUUUGCCUGGAGUGGAAUCCCCUGUUCGCACAAUUCAACAACAGUUUGCCCAAUCUCGUCCCAAGCCCCCGCGCAGCAGCAAAGAGCAUCUAGAAUCACAUACACAUGUUAGCUUCACACGUAAUCAAAGUCUGUUGAUUCAAGAGCCCAGUUUCUUUCCAUUGGAGUAUCCUCCAUACCCAACGAAUGACGUCAAUUUCGAUGAAUGGACCGACUAUGCAACCUACUGUGGCGCGGGACCCGAGCCGGAGCUUCUAAAUCUUCUAUCAAACAAAAAUAACGCAAGUCUUUCCAAAAAGUACUUCACACCUCGAUCUAUAGAUGAUGCCGACAGCGAAAAUUCAUCCUCUUAUGAGAAAACAGUAACGAUACGGCCUAGAACACACGAAUUUGGGGUGACAACUGCUCAACCCACAAAUUCAACUUCCCUGAUUGAGGAGUCGUGAUUGCAAAGACAUAAGUUCAUGGAAAAUCUUGCGCCACUGUAACCAACUGAUAGUCUCAGACGGGAGGUCCAGGGGAAAAUCAUCAUAUAUAGAGAAUGAUCA